AGGGGGAGGAGAGAAAGCAAGUCAUAUAAAUCAUUAUACAUAUUUGUUGAGCUGGACACAUUGUCAGAGAGCACAGUGGCAGACAAGACACACCACACUCUCAGACACUCAUUCAAUUUCUAUCACGCCCAAAUCAGAUGUUCUGGUUUUUACAUAACAAGUUUUAUUGAUUUAAAAAUCUGAGAUCUGGAUAUACUUUUGGUUGACUGCUGGGCCGAGGAGGGGUCAUGGAUCCUGUUGUGGAAGUAGUGGCUUUGGUGCUGGGGUUCAUUGCUUGGGUGAUGGUGGGGGUCGCCCUACCAAACCGUUACUGGAGGACGUCCACCGUCGACGGGAGCGUCAUCACCACUUCCACCAUCUAUGAAAACUUGUGGAUGUCAUGUGCGACGGAUUCGACCGGGGUACAUAACUGCAGGGAGUUCCCGUCGCUGCUUGCUUUGAAUGGUUACAUCCAAGCGUCUCGUGCAUUGAUGAUCACAUCCAUAGUGUUGGGCACCCUUGGGCUGUUGGGGGCCCUGAUAGGAGUGCAGUGUUCGAAAGCUGGAGGGGAAAACUAUGUGCUCAAAGGGAGGAUUGCUGGCACGGCUGGAGUCCUUUUCAUACUUCAAGGUGUGUGCACAAUGGUUGCAGUGUCCUGGUACGCCUUCAACAUCACUCAGGAAUUCUUUGACCCUUUCUAUCCUGGGAUAAGGUAUGAAAUAGGAGAAGGACUUUACAUCGGCUGGUGCUCCGCUGUGCUCGCCAUCGCCGGAGGAGCCUGUCUCACCUGCUCCUGCAAAAUGGGCACAGAGGAAAAAUACCCUUUGCCUUAUCAAACCAGGGGAACAGUAUAUUCUGGAGCUGCACCAACCAGAAGCGUGGCCAAUAGUACUUACGGCAGAAAUGCUUACGUUUGAGAAAAAACUAAAUAAAUAAAAAAUCUCUUACAAAUGCCUGGGGUAAACUUUUAUCACCUCAGUUUUUGUUGAUGCAUGUAACAUGUCCUAGUGUUCAGAUGGAGCUUUUUGACCAAGACUAUGUGGAAAAGAUCCAUCAAAUGUUCACUGAUGGAAGUAACAUAGCACCACUAACCUGUAUAUAUCACAAUAUCAAGUGUGUAUUCUGUACAAAUUAUAGCAUUAAAAUGAUAGCACUGAAGUAGUUACUUCAAGCUACUUAUCACCGCAUGAAAAGUGUAUGCUUGCAAUGAUUCUAUUUAUGUUUCCCUGAUGAUAUUAGCACAAAUAUAUGUAGCCACUUAUUUUCAAAGGAAUCCAAUCAUUUGAUGAUCUGCAUAUACACUUCUAGACGUUUGUAAAGGGAAGGUCAAAACUGUGAUAAUCCAGAUAUUUGUGUGUGUGUUGUUUUGUACAGUUUUAUAGAUAGUACCUGUGAAAGAGGGUGGAGGACAAGUUAUCUUCAGUUUGAUGGUUUUUUGUUUUGUACGAUUGCACACAAUAAAAUGUGUUAUGCUAAACA
Molecule: messenger RNA, 1458 nt
Organism: Siniperca chuatsi (mandarin fish)
Lineage: Eukaryota; Metazoa; Chordata; Actinopteri; Centrarchiformes; Sinipercidae
Gene: cldn15a
Product: claudin 15a
Exons: 5
Coding region: 228-896 (222 amino acids)
Biological process (GO): cell adhesion; bicellular tight junction assembly
Cellular component (GO): plasma membrane; bicellular tight junction
Molecular function (GO): structural molecule activity
Source: RefSeq, a predicted model, not a curated record